AAGAAACGAGGCGAAACAGUGCCGAUGUUACAUGUUUGUUUCUUUAAUCUUAAAAACUAUGAUGUCCUAGUGGAUGCAUUUUUAAAAACAAAACAAAUAAUAAUAAAUAAAUCGUGUUACUCAAAAACUAGGCUGUUUUAGAAUUAUUUUUAAACUUUCUUUUGUAACCUUUCAAAGUGUCGGAGACCCGAUUUCCUCUAUUGCCUGGCACAGAGGUUUGACGUGAAAUCUAUUUCUCUGUCGCGUGGACCGUGCGAUCUACAAGUCCGAUAACUGACUCAACACAUCCACGGAUCAAAAACACAGCUUUAAAAAUAUAUAUUUUUUUUUUAAACUCUCAGUUGUCAGAUGUCAUCAAGGUAAGAUAACAAACAAUGUUUGCUUAGGAUCAUCGUAGGUCUGUGCUGUUAUUUAUUUAUUUAUUUAUUUAGGCAUUUUUAUAUAGCGCUUACCAUAAAGCUCUAAGCGCUUAACAAUUAUUAAAAACAUGUAAACUAAGUAAAAUAAAAAUGAGACACUAGGAUAGUAACUACUAUACUAUAGAAACAAUGAAAAUGGCUAUAAAACGAGGACACUUUUCCCUUUUCAAAAUUGUGUGAAUGCCAUCCCAAACAAUGGUGUGCGUUAUAAUUAAUUUUUUUUAUUACGUUCUGUUAUCAUUUUCAAACUCUCCUAAUGCCAUUCGAAUAAAAUACACACUUUCUUUUCUUAUAAUGUGUAUCAUCUUUGUGUUUAUUAUAAAUUGUAUUUUUUUUCCAUGAGUUUAUGCCGCGUGAGUAAGAUAAUAGUGAUAAAGCUAUAUAUGAUAUAAAUCAAUAGUGACUCAAGCGAUUUCAACCGUUUAUUAAACUUUACGACACACUUAAGCUAAUAAUAAUUUAGGUUGAUCCACACACCCUUCAUUUAUUAAACAUUUUCGACUGUUUUAGUGAUACUAUUAUUGUUAUUACUUCAUGGCUUUUAGAAUAGUUGCCUUCUUACUUUUUACGAUACUUUUAACUACCAUUUGCCCUAUACUUUUUCGGUCAAUUAUUCCCACCCACCCCCACCCCUCAAAAAAUAAAUAACAAAAUUAAAAAAAUAAAAAAUAAAAAUGUCCUUUAAACUUGCUGAAAUCAAUAACUUGAGAACCCUUGUGAACUUAAGCGACAAAUCCGUACAAAAGAAAAGAAAGAAAAAAAGCUCUAAUCUAAUGCAAAGUCAUGAAAUCGAGAGACUGCUAAACUGCUAGUGCCUCAAACACCAACAACUACAACAUGUUUUAGAGCAGUGGUUCUUAACCUUUUUGGCGGUACCGAACCCCAUCAGUUUUAUAUGCGCAUUCACCGAACCCUUCUUGAUAGGAACAAUAAAAUAUGAUUUUUUUUUUUUCGUUUUUUUUUUUGGACCUCCGCCGAACUCUUGAGACUGACUCACCGAACCCCUAGGUUCGAUCGAACCCAGGUAGGCACCACUGUUUUAAAGCUUCCAUUUCAUGGUUCCCAAACCACAAAUCCUGACCAUUUUUGACCCUCGUGGUUAUACAUUUUUUGGUUUUCCUGUUGCCAAUUGUGUGUCUUGGCCUUUCUCGAACUGCUGUCCGAGGUGUACGAGAGUUUAGCAUUCACUGAAGUCAUUUUUUUUUAGACGGAAAAAAACAAAAAACUAUUAGCAGUGAAUGUCCUAGUAAAUUAUGUAAUUAAUUUUGCACAGGGGAAAGGUCACACCUGGUAUAUAAUUGUGUAGAUUUUUUCGCCAUUUUUUUUUAAAAUGCGACAAGAAAUAUGAAGUUACAUGUUCGAAAACCAAAUGCCUGGUUCUCAGCCGUGUUUCGACUAAGGGGGCUUAAUGUCGAUGCGACUCGGGAGGUAUACGGUUAUGUAAUACGGGGGUCAAAAUGCUAUGCUAGGGAGUUUUAUAUAAUUCAUGUUAUUCAAUGCUGCCGUUUUCAUGAUAUAUAGCGUCAGCCGUAGGUUGUACAGAAAUAACCGCGUCACUGACUCGCGUGUGAUGCAGCUCUGACUCUGACUCCUCAUACCCAGGGCCGGCGCCAGAAUAUUUGGCACCUUAGGUGCACCUGUCGCACUGCGCCCCCCCCCCCACCCACGCCGACGACAACUAAUUAUUUAAUUAAUAAUGCCGCCCCCUAAAAAUUUGCCGCCCAGGGCGUCCGCCUAGUUCGUCCGAUGGUUAAACCGGGCGCCUGCUCAUACCUCAUGUUAAACAAAUAAAUAAAGGAAAUAAACAGAUAUGAAAAGUCAACGCGUGUGUGAUACGUCCCUUGGGGUCAAGCAAGAUGUUUACCGGAGAGCUGAGGGCGCCUAACUGCACGGUCACUCCUUUCAAGUCUUUAAACAUGUAUUUCAAUAUUCCAGAUCUUUUAUUUGACCGCGUCCUAGAUAAAUCUUUAAUAAUGCGUUAAAAAAUUUAAGUUACACAUUGUUGAAUUACACAGGAGUCUUGAUGCUGAGCCCCCGGUGACGCCAGACAGCAGUGAUCACGUGGAGCUCGUGGUCUUAGAGAGCGGCGAGGACCUGCCAGGGGAUAAAACAGAGGAGAGGCAAGAGAGGGCCUGGGCGGCGCUGAGCAGCAAAGGAAUGCGGCAGAGGCGGACGUUAUUGAGGAAGGAGGGUCAGAGGUCAGUGGUCCAGUUCUAAGUAAUGGAGGGUUGCUGCUGGUUCAGCAUCUUGUUUACAUUUUGCACUUAACUGGAGUUUUAAGCCUCGUAUGUUUGUUUUGUCUGUUUGUUGUUGUGUAGUUUGUUGUUGUGUAGUUUGUUGUUGUGUAGUUUGUUGUUGUAUUGUUUGUUGUUGUGUUUUUGUUGUUGUUUUGUUUGUUUGUUGUUUUGUUUGUUUGUUUUUGUGUAGUUUGUUGUUGUGUAGUUUCUUGUUGUGUAGUUUGUUGUUGUUUUGUUUAUUUGUUGUUGUGCUGUUUGUUGUUGUGUAGUUUGUUGUUGUUUUGUGUAUUUGUUGUUGUGCUGUUUGUUGUUGUGUAGUUUGUUGUUUUGUUUGUCUGUUGUUGUGUAGUUUGUUGUUGUGUAGUUUGUUGUUGUUUUGUUUGUUUGUUGUUUUGUUUGUUUGUUUGUUGUUUUGUUUGUUGUUGUAUUGUUUGUUGUUGUUUUGUUUGUUUGUUGUUUUGUUUGUUGUUAUAUUGUUUGUCUUUGCGUUGUUUUUUGUUGCGUUGUUUGUUGUUGCGUUGUUUGUUGUUGUGUAGUUGUGUUGUUGUAUAGUUUGUUUGUUGUUAUGUUGUUUAUGUUUGUGUUGUGUUGUUUGUUGUUGUGUUGUUUGUUUGUUGUCUGCUCCAAAUGACCAAAAUCAUGCUGUGACCUCUGGUGCAGAUCAUGUUGGGGACCUCUGGUGCAGAUCAUGUUGGGGACCUCUGGUGUAGAUCAUGUUGGGGACCUCUGGUGAAGUCCGUCUAAUAUAAAGUAACAUGCUCUAUAGAAUUUGAAGGGGAAAAGGGAGUGGGGGGGGGGGGGCUUUGGGGCACUGUUUUUGUUUUUUAAACUUUGGUAAGUAACCUAAAGAAGCACUGUAACAAAUGUAUAGCCUAGUAACUCGGUUGGUGUAGAUCAUGUUGGGGACCUCUGGGGAAGUCCGUCUAAUAGAAAGUAGCAUGCUCUAUAGAAUUUGAAGGGGAAAAGGGAGUGGGGGGGGGGGGCUUUGGGGCACUGUUUUUGUUUUUUAAACUUUAGUAAGCAACCUAAAGAAGCACUGUAACAAAUGUAUAGCCUAGUAACUCGGAUGUUUGUAUACCUUAGUAACCAAUCGGUUUGUUUUUACUCCCACAGUAACGUGGCCUUCCGGGGCAUACAAAAGAAGAACAUCAGAUUCCUCAAAGACCUGUACGUCACACUGCUGGACCUGAAAUGGCGCUGGGCGAUGCUGAUUUUAUUUUCAGGAUUUUUCCUGUCCUACCUUGUGUUUUCUGUGAUCUACUUCCUGCUUUCAUACACGUAAGCUGUGUGAAUAUAUGAUCUUCCGUUUGCACGCAGUAAAGUUGUGUGAAUUGACUGCCUUCUGUUUUUCACACAGUUAAGUUCGUGCACGUCUAUUGUGUGACUAGAAUGAAGAAUGUCUUAGAAUUUAAUACACGUUAGUUGUGUGAAUAGAAAGUCCUCCCCUUUUUCAUCAAAUAAAGUUUGUUUAAAUAUCAGCUUCCACAUUCAUGAGCGUUUCAAAAUCGAAGCUGACGCACGGAUUGGUUUUUUUUAUUUACUUUUUAGCAUCUUAAACUCAAAUGUCCCCCAGUUUUGCCGUAUCCUAUAAAAUUGAGAGAGAGAUGACAAAUGGCGCGCAUUUUAAUCUUUCUUAAAAACAUAUUAGUUGAAAGUCAAUGACUUCAAGUCAAAGAUUUUUCAACCCAUAAGACACCUUUUACUAAAUCUACUGUUAAUUUCUUAAGCUCAGUUCACGCGAACUAAAUUCCGUCCAAUUUUUAGCGCACUAUUGUGUGGGUUCAAAAAGACAUUCGACGAAAGUUUGAUCGUUCGCGGGAACUGGGCAUUAAAACAGUUGACAUCGCCAAAAAAAUGUCCCGAUAUUAAAUGGGAACACUGUGGGUGACAUGGCAAGAUAUGUUCGCCUCUUUAACGAAAUUUAAAACUUUGACAUUGUUCAAUGUUUCUGUUCGUCAUAGUGGUGUCUAGAUAAAUACCGGUAGCCUUUGUUUCGUGUCUUCCUAAUUAGUUUCUGCUUUUUAAACAUCCUACUUUUGUAUGGCAUUAACCAGCCGGUAUUGUGUAACUGAUCUGUUUUCAUAUGGAAUGAGACUAAUUUCACAUGAAACUGGUCUGUUUUCAUGUGGAACGAAACUAAUUUAUCGUGUAACUGACCUACUUUCACAAGGUACUAACCAGGGAUCAAGUUCUGGGAAUAUAAGUAUGGGAACUCAUCCAAGAUUAUCGACUCCCCCCCCCCCCCCCCCAAAAAAAAAAAAAAUAUUUAAAAAAUCCCCUGAUUCGCGUCACAACCCUUUCCAUUUUUAAAUAUGUCUUUAUUUCUUAAGGAAAAAAGUACAGGACCACCACUCCCAUGCGUUCCUGCUGGCCGAUCCAUUACACAGGCCCUGCAACCCCUGCGGCUGAAGGGGGCCUCGGAGAGUUAAAGGGUCUAAAGUUUUAUUUGGGAAAAAAAAUUAAACUAAUGGUAUCAACUUUGAAUGGAGGGCCACAAAACUGAAAAGCCUCAGGCAUGCCUCCAAAAGCUACUCGAUGGCUCUGCCUGCAGGAUUCUAGCCAUGGAGCCAACCUACUUUCAUGUGUAGCUAACCUACUUUUAUGUGUGGCUAACCUACUUUCAUGUGCAGCCAGCCUACUUUCCUGUGUAGCUAGCCUACUUUCAUGUGUCACUAACCUACUUUCAUGUGUAGCUAGCCUACUUUCAUGUGUGGCUCACCUACUUUCAUGUGUAGCCAGCCUACUUUCAUGUGUGGCUAACCCACUUUCAUGUGUAGCCAGCCUACUUUCUUGUGUAGCCGGUCUAAUCUCACAAGCAAAUAACUUACCUCCCUUAUUCCGCAGACACGGAGACUUAGACCAUGUGGGGGACAAAACGUUCAAGCCCUGCAUUAAAAACCUGGAGUCGUUCUGGGACGCCCUGUUGUUUUCCAUGGAGACUCAGUCCACCAUAGGAUACGGAACAAUCUACCCCAACGCCGAGUGUGCAGGGACCGUUCCGGUCGUUUACCUACAGGUCACAUUCAUCAUUGUUUAUAGUCAGUGGCGUAGCUAGAGUAUUGGCACCUGAAUUCGAUGUCCUUAUUUGGGUUUCUUCGUGUUCUAUUUUUAGAUUACCUGCGGCUUCCUGCUGGAAACGAUCCUCCUGGGGUUUAUCUUUGUCAAGAUCGCUCGCCCCAAGCACAGGCGGCACACAUUGAUAUUCAGGUAAGGCGGCACACGUGGAUAUUCAGGUAAGGCGGCACACUUUGAUGGUCCGCUAAAUGACACGCACUGAUUUUUCAGGUAAGGUCCACUUAACUUAGCAAAGGAAAGUUUUGAGCUGUUGCAAGCGGUAAACUAAAUGUCCCUGAAUAUUCCCCCCCCCCCUUCCCCAAAUUUCCCGUUUGCAUAGAACUGCGUCAUCCGGAAUCGUGUAAAGAUAUAUAAAGACCCCAUCGGGAACUGUGUACGAAUAUAUAAAGACGUCAUCCGGAAUAGUGUAAGAAUAUAUAAAGACGUCAUCGGGAACUGUGUACGAAUAUAUAAAGACGUCAUCCGGAAUUGUGUACGAAUAUAUAAAGACGUCAUCCGGAAUUGUGUAAGAAUAUAUAAAGACGUCAUCGGGAACUGUGUACGAAUAUAUAAAGACGUCAUCCGGAAUUGUGUAAGAAUAUAUAAAGACGUCAUCCGGAAUUGUGUAAGAAUAUAUAAAGACGUCAUCCGGAAUUGUGUAAGAAUAUAUAAAGACGUCAUCCGGAAUUGUGUACGAAUCUAUAAAGACGUCAUCCGGAAUUGUGUAAGAAUAUAUAAAGACGUCAUCGGGAACUGUGCACGAAUCUAUAAAGACGUCAUCGGGAACUGUGCACGAACAUUCAAAGACAUCGUAGCCCUUGGCGGAAAUAAGAAGCACUUAAACUACGAACACGUGAUGUCGCUAGUGUGUGUUAUAGCUUUGUCUCAAGUCAAUCUUUUGUGACGAUCGUCAUGACUUUCUGCUGCCGAGUCUGUCUUUUGGGUACGACACAUCGUCUGUCGACAGCUAUUUUUAUUUUCCGUUGGCUGGCACUAGUUGGUUCCAGUUGGUUUGUUGGUGUCUUCCGUAUUCGAUAUUUGAGGAUUUUUUCUCUCUCCCUCCCCCCCCCCAAAAAAAAAAAACCAGUUAAAACAAACUUGUUAAAUUUAAUUGUUUAACAAUCAAAUUAGCUUAAAUCUUUCAAUUACCUAUUUGUUGAAUGUGUUGAAUGUGUUGAAAGCGUUGAGCAUAUGUGUUGAAUGUGUUGAAUGUGUUGAAAGCGUUGAGCAUAUGUGUUGAAUGUGUUGAAUGUGUUGAAAGCGUUGAGCAUAUUUGUUGAAUGUGUUGAAAGCGUUGAGCGUGAGGUGAUGUUUUUUUUUAAUGAUCAAACUAAUGACAUUGAUGAUUCAAUUACCUCCGCCCCCCCCCCUUUUUUUUGUGGAUGCACGCGCAGCCGCAACGCCUGCCUGUGCAAGGAGGACAAUCAGCUGAACUUACAGAUACGGAUCGGUGACCUCAGGAACUCCCACCUCAUCGACAGUCACGUGUUCGGGGUCCUGGUCAGGAGAUACGUCUGCGAGGAAAAAUACGUGUAUCCUCUGUUUCAGGUAAAUCUGGUGUCUCCUUUAUUUCUCGUAGUACGCACGUACCCAUUUUUUUUUUUUUUUUUUUUGCAUUUAAUGUGUUUUCAUUGUUGGUGGUAUAAUACGCGUACACACAUCUCAGGUAUCGUCUACGCGUAGUAUCGUUUUCGUGUAAUAAAAAAUAUAUGCUUGUAUCGAUUAUUUCGAGAAAUACUUGUGAUGAUACGUGUGUCAUCAUUACUUUACUUCUGGUAUCGGUAAUAAUAUCAGUACUCACAGGGCUGGCUGAUGGUACUGGCAAUAUCGGGCAGUUUCUCGAGGCGCCUUGUGCCUAGGGCGUCAUCAACGAUCCUCCAAAAGAGGAAAUAUCAUUGCAUGUGGGCGCCAUGGAAGAAAAAAAGAAAGUGGAAUAAAAAGAUAUGCUGAUCUAAAGCUGGAGAAAAAAAAAGUGGGGGGGGGGGUAUUGUCAUCGGUAGGCUAAUAGUUCAUACUGAUCACGAUAUACCAAAAGUUCAUACUGCCCACGGCAGGCUAAUUUUUCCUACUGCCCAAACGCAAGUUAAGAAAAACACAUUUAUUAUUCAAUGUUUUGUUUCCUUUUUAAAAAAAUAAGAAAAAAAGAAAGGGGAAAAAAAAGAUAUGCUGAUCUAAAGCUGGAGAAAAAAAAAGUGGGGGGGGGGUAUUGUCAUCGGUAGGCUAAUAGUUCAUACUGAUCACGAUAUACCAAUAGUUCAUACUGCCCACGGCAGGCUAAUUUUUCCUACUGCCCAAACGCAAGUUCAGAAAAACACAUUUAUUAUUCAAUGUUUUGUUUCCUUUUUAAAAAAAAAAAACUAGGUAAUAAACUCAUCACCUAAUCCCCUGUUGUUGUUUUUUCCAAGCACAAUUUUUUAUGUUUAUACUUAAAAGGGGCGCCAAAGUUAAGCGUGCCCCGGGGGGGGGGCGCCAUCAACCGUUGGGCUGGCCCCGAGCACUCAGGUAUUUCAGGUGCUGUUUCCAUUCAUACUCGUGAGAAGUCAUGCUGAUCUUCCAUCAAGCGCCUGCCCAAGUGGCGGAUAGGGGAAAGCCCGCCAGAUAAGGAAGGAUGUGGUGGAGCAGGCCAGGGCCCUACAUGGCCUGUAGUGCGACUGAUGAUGAAGAUGAUGGGUGGUUCCAUUAUGUCAACUUAUUCGUGCAGCCAUCGGAGCGGGCAGCGAUGCGUUAUGGAUAAUCCAUGUAUUAACUCUUUUUUUUUUUGUCUUUGUGUCAGCAUGAAAUAGAAUUCGAGGCCCAUGGAAUGGGGGACCGCCUUUUCCUCAUUUGGCCAAUGGUGCUGAGUCAUAAAAUCAAUAAGGACAGCCCACUUUACACUUUGACCCCGGAAGGUAAAUAUAUAAUUAGUUCCCCCUGGAAUUUUUGUUUUCAAUAUCCAACGUGUCUCUUUUCUGAUUAAUUUCGUUCUUGUUUUUAUUAUUAUUAUUGUUUAUAAUACUGAUUGCUAGUUGCUACCAGCUUGUACUUGUACACAUUCAUUCGUUAAAUCAAUCAAUCAUACCUUUUAAAUUUUUAAAUGUCUUCAGUUGGAAUAAGAUAACACAAUAGAACGUAAUUUUUCGAGAUCUCGGUUGAGCAGUCUUUUUAUUAGUAAGAUCAAACUGACCUCUUGAAAAUUAAUGUUAAUCUAUAAUCUAUGCCCUUGCAUGAAUGGGAGAAUUUUUUAUUUUUUUUUAAUUUAAAAGUUUUCUUAAAAGUAACUAUCAGAGUGCCGCAGAUAACGACAAUAUGGACCACAUGUGUGCCGCGUGGUCGGACCCCCCCCCCCCCAACCCCACCUCCUCUAACAGAAACAUAUAUUUACUCAAACCCAUCAAUAAAGUUGUCUUCACCUGUUCCUUUAACUCCGCCCACAGACCUGAUGUAUGACAAGUUUGAGCUGAUGGUCAUCCUGGAGGGGACGAUAGAGUCCACCGGGGAGAUGGUCCAGGCCAGGACCUCCUACACCAGCAAGGAGAUCCUCUGGGGUCACAGGUUCACGCGAGUGGAGGAGUAUGACGAGAAGACGGAUAAAUGGUAGGGAACGGACUUGGAGAUGCGGCUGUGUGAAAAGCAGGACGCAAUGAAUGGCUUUGGAUUGUUGAUUAAUGUAAAAGGAUUUAUUGCAUUUAAGCCAAUAAGCCAAUGUAAUUGGUAAAAGCCAUUAAAUGCAAAGUAAAAAAAAAAAGUGUACUUUCAAAAAGCCAUUGUAAAUGGUAAAACGGGUGUAAAGCCAAAAAGUCAAUCUAAAUGGUAAAAGAGCAUAAUGUCAAAAAUACAUUGUGAAUGAUAAAAAGAGUGUAAUGUCAAAAAUCCAAUAAGAAUGGUAAAAAUAGUGUAAUGCAAAAAAAGCCAUUGUAAAUGGUAAAAUGAGUCUAGUUCCAAAAAGUCAAUGUAUAUGGUAAAAAAAAAAAAAGAGUGUAUUUCCAAAAAGCCAAUGUAAAUGGUAAAAAGAGUAUAAUGCCACAUAGCAAUUGUGAAGCACAGGGGCGAUUUUUUAAACUGUUAAUGUUUGUUUAUAUUUCGAUCCCCUCCAGGUGCAUAAAUUUUGUACGCUUUAACAACGUGGUGCCCAGCAAGACGCCCAAGUGUAGCGCCAAAGAAAUGGCCGAAGAUCCAACCCGGCAAGACGAGGGCGAGCCGGAAGUGGGGUAAAUCAUUUAGUUUACACCAUAUGUUACAAACUUUUUUUUUGUUGUUAUAAUUUUUUUAAAGUGUUGACCCCAUUUUUAUAGAAACAACGUGACCCAAGACCAGAUACAUAAUAAUAAAAAAAUAUUUUUUUUAAAGAUACUAUUAAAGUUAAAGACAGUUAAAAACGCUCUACAAAGUAUUAAAGAAUUUAAGAUUUUUUUUUUUAAAUGCAUUAGGGUCGUUCGCAAAUUACGUUUCCGCUAAAAAUGACCUUUUCAGACCAUCCCUCCCACUGUCACAAAUUCUUUACACCACCCCCCUCCCCACUUUGUGUCAUGUCACACCUAAAAAAAUUAAAAACACAGAUAAAAUUUUCAUAACGAAAUUAAGAUUUGAUUUUAUUCCUUAACAUUUCCCAUAAUGGAUUAAGAUGUAGUAUUAUUAGAAAAUUGUGACGUAAAACAACGAGGUUCUUCCCAAACCAAAAGUAAAAAUAGCCGCAACAGUUUUUGCUUCAUUUUUCGAUAUGCGCAGAAGGUGUGCGCGACUGAGUUUCACUGUACUUAUAACACCUUAGGCAGUUUCGACUUGAAAUUAAUGUUUUUAAAGGUAAUUGAAUAAAGAUUUUUACAAUUAGAAAAUUUUAGAUUAAAAAAAAAAAAAAAAAAAAAAAUUAGGGCGGCAAAAAUUUUUAAAGGUAAUUAAAAAAAAAUUUUUAAAAUAAAAAAAUUUUAAAUUAAAAAAAAAAAAAAAAAAAAAUUGUGGCGGCACAAAUUUUUGAACUCCCCCCCCCCUGUCACAAAGUGUCACAAAUACUCGACCCCACCCCCCUGAGCGUGACGUAAUUUGCGAACGACCCCUUACGAUAAAAACUAUUACGUUCAAGGUAAAAAAUACAGGCAAACUCGGAUGGGUUCUAAGAGUUUCGUGUAUUGCAAUUUUAUUUCCAAACCAUCCUUUCUUGUAACCAGGGCAACAGAAUCAUCCGACCGGAAACCUAUGAGCAAACGAACAAGCCGGGCCUUCACGGCCAGCGUGGACACCUUGGGGGCAGACACAGUGUACAGCACGGCUUCCGAGGCGGACGAGGAUCGUAUCAGUAUGUCGUGAUGAGGGUUUUCGAAUGGUUGGGUUUACUGGCACUGGGUGGGAAUAUUCAUGCAUAACGAAUAAAUUAUAGUCUCCAGUGCUUUUAAGCGUCUAUAUUGCUGUCUUCUCUCUUGGGUCUCUGUAUCGAUAUCUUCUCUCUUGGGUCUCUGGAUCGAUAUCUUCUCUCUUGGAUCUCUGGAUAUCUUCUCUCUUGGGUCUCUGGAUAUCUUCUCUCUUGGGACUAUGGAAAUCUUCUCUCUUGGGUCUCUGUAUCGAUAUCUUCUCUCUUGGGUCUCUGGAUAUCUUCUCUCUUGGGUCCCUGGAUAUCUUCUCUCUUGGGUCUCUGGAUCGAUAUCUUCUCUUUUGGGUCUCUGGAUCGAUAUCUUCUCUCUUAGGUCUCUGGUUAUCUUCUCUCUUGGGUCUCUGUAUCGAUAUCUUCUCUCUUGGGUCUCUGGAAAAUUACUCUUACCCCAAUAACCUUCUGAAAGUAAAUGUGUCGUUCUCAUAACACAAUGUUUAUUUCACAGGUGAAGAGGUGUAAACGUUCUCAUCAAAGACAAAUUAAAUAGAAACACAACGCACAGCAAAGAAAUGCUACACAAGACCCGAUCCUUCCAACAAACCAAAACAAAAAACACCUUUGAUUGUCAUCAAGUUCACAUCAACCCCCAUGCAAGCCUCAGCCGUGGUCCCUUGAGGAGACAUUGAGGUCCCUUGAGGAGACAUCUCAAUAACUCAAACGUUUGAUGACGUAAAUCAAAUUCAGUCAAAUGUUUUCCCUGUGUCGGAAUUUCUGGCUAAGAAUAUUACAUCUCAUCAUUCAGGCGUUACCACGAUGUAACCUGUGCUGUAGAAGCAUGACACAAAGGGUUUGUGAAAGGGGUCCACGUGUGGAAUGCUUGAGCAUAUUCACAAAAUCUACAUCUCGUUAGUUCAUCUUUUUUUUCUUUCUUUUUUUUUUUUUAAACUCACUCACUGCUCCGUCAGCUUAUGAUACAUUCCACUGAGAUCAGAUAAUUAAAAACUUUUUAAAUAAAAUAAGAC
Molecule: messenger RNA, 12013 nt
Organism: Lymnaea stagnalis (great pond snail)
Lineage: Eukaryota; Metazoa; Mollusca; Gastropoda; Lymnaeidae
Source: the annotation of a GenBank genome assembly